Messenger RNA from Nerophis lumbriciformis (worm pipefish), 1840 nucleotides. It is a transcript of the gene vgll3, whose product is annotated as vestigial-like family member 3. The record is from RefSeq and is a predicted model, not a curated record. Gene Ontology annotation, cellular component: nucleus. Gene Ontology annotation, biological process: regulation of DNA-templated transcription. NCBI's taxonomy places the organism in Eukaryota, Metazoa, Chordata, Actinopteri, Syngnathiformes, Syngnathidae.
UACUUUGUGGGGCCGGGGCGGCGCACAGCUGGAGACACUUUGUGCGCAUUGAAGCGGGACGGCAUGGCCAUUGUGUGCCUCUGCACAUAUCUGCAGGCCGCCGUGAGGCGAGCGGCCUGAAGCCUCCCAGCGGUCUUCCUCGGGGUCUCUCGCUAUGAGCUGCCUGGAUGUCAUGUACCACCAAAGCUAUGGAGCACACCUCCUGCCCGCAGACGCCUACACCUCCACCUCCAGCUACUACAACCAGCAGCCACAGAGGAGGCUGAGCGCUCACACCAAGAUGCAAACCUGCUCGAGCCAGCAGCAAGCUGGAGGACGAGGAAUACUAGCCAGAGACCAGGGCCUUCGGCUUGGUCUCGGGGCCGAAUCUGGAUGUGUGUCAAUACCUGACUUGGAUCUGAAAGACGGACCUCAACCGGCAGAAGCAGAGUACCUCAACUCCCGGUGUAUUUUGUUUACGUACUUCCAAGGAGACAUCGGCGAUGUGGUGGAUGAACACUUCUCUCGGGCCCUCAGUCAGUCAGCUGGACUUACCAGAGAGACGAAGCCGUUUCGUACGAGUCCGCCGUCUGCUUCGAGCACAACAAACACAUGGAAAGAUGGCGAGUCCCUUCCGGAGAGUCAAAACUGCUCGGUCUGGAACAACACCUAUCCAUCCCAUUCCACCACCUGCCUCCACCCAGAAUUCUCAUCCAGUCCCAUUUCCCUUAACCACACCGAUGGAGGUCUUUGGGCUGGCCAUGUGCUCUCCAAUGCCAGCUUCCAACCGCUGGCGACCCUCGCUGACAGCUGGACCUACAGCCUGAACCCCCAAAGCCCGAGCGGCUACCCCAACGUCCAUGAGGUCUACCACCCUCACCCCCAUUCCCACAUCCACACUCGGCACCGCCACCACCACCACCCCAUGUUCCAGUCAUACCCAAGCCACAGCGCGACGUUAGAUUCCAGGUUCAGUCCUCUUCUUCUGCCUGGUGUGAGGAAUCACAACCAGCCCUCAGCCAGUGCGGGAAGUUCCCCGCACAGCGAGGGCGCAAAGACAGAAAUGGAGGCCGGUAGUACAAGCCCGGUCACGGCUUCAUCGGUCUCCUGGACCCCCUCACCCAUCCACGGAUCCUUGGAGUUGUUUGAAGCAGCUCAUGACCCAACCAAAGCAAAGUCCUCCGUUUGGUUCUAAGUCUUGACGUGGAGCUGGAAGACUUCAGACUCAAAGUGGCACCAUGGUACAAACUGAACAGUCCAGACCUGAGAAUACCAGUGAGAACAUCCUUGAGGAGGCAUCACCAUGUACUUUAGGGAUACCAGGACUACGGACCCUUGGUCAAGACCAUCGGACUUGACGGAUGGAACCAUGAAGGGGAGCGUCGGUCGCUGACAAGAGGACAAACGUCUCCUCCGACCUUUAACACAUUUUUUUGAAGGUGUCCAAGUGGUUCUGUUACAGGAACUGUAGUUUUUAUUAGUCUACUUUUGCCUUUUUGGAGGCUGGAUGCUACAUUUGAUUUGUUCUCCUAAAAGGGAUGGUGUGUUGCUAGCGUAUGUUGUCCUGUAAAUAAUAAAUUAUGUCGUUCCAAGGCCUAGAGUUGUUUUGUGAUCGUCUUUAGAAUGCCGGGACCGCGCUUGGAAUGUGACCUUGGCAACCAGUCCAGACUUCUGAACGGCUCCUUCGAGCCUUUUUGCGGAGAAAUGUUUGAGAAGUCUGCGCGCCAAAGUGAGUCGGGAAUAGUUUGGAUUCGCUUUCAAGGGUAAUUGUUCCGCUGUGGAUUUGUAAACUAGUUCAGGUGUGCAACUCUGCAUUCAUCUUUAUUUCCUGUUCCAUUUUUUUAUUGUACUUGUAUUCAUA